This is a messenger RNA of Argentina anserina (silverweed cinquefoil), 507 nucleotides long. Its product is annotated as zinc finger protein ZAT12-like. NCBI's taxonomy places the organism in Eukaryota, Viridiplantae, Streptophyta, Magnoliopsida, Rosales, Rosaceae. Bases 1 to 507 code for a protein of 168 amino acids. The transcript has a single exon. Gene Ontology annotation, biological process: response to stress; response to chitin. The record is from RefSeq and is a predicted model, not a curated record.
AUGAAGAGAGACAGAGAAGAUGAGCAGACGACCCUAGAGUUGGUCAAUUGCUUGAUGCUACUAUCUAAAGUAGACCAAAUCCAGUACUCCUCAAUCGAAAAGCAAAAUACCUCGGACCGUACGCGUGUCUUUGUUUGCAAGACGUGUAAUCGGAAGUUCCCGUCAUUCCAAGCCCUAGGAGGCCAUAGAGCCAGCCACAAGAGGCCGGUCGGCCAAGACCAGUUAGAGCUCUCACUACUGCAGCCGAGCUCAUCGGCAAAGCGCAAGAAGCACGAGUGCACGAUCUGCGGGAUGGAGUUUUCUGUAGGGCAGGCGCUUGGGGGACACAUGAGGAAACACAGAGAUUUUAUGAGUUCUGCUGCCGAACAGAUUCGCGAGGCGGCUGUGCUGGUGUUGAAGAAAUCAAAUAGUAGUGAAAGGGUGUCGUGCUUAAAUCUAGAUUUGAACUUGGCACCACCCGGAUAUUAUGAUUCGACGAAGUUGUAUUUAACUCCUUCAUGUGAUUAG